GGUCCACUUUCUCUUCACUAAUAGUAAGAGCGACUUUAGGCAGAGUUUUAUCUCACCUAAAAAUCCAUUUAGCAUGCCCAAGAAUAAAGGAAAGGUAUGAAAAAAAAUGAAAAAAAGACAAUUCGAUCGGCGUCCAUAGAUAUUGUCUCUUCUAGGGUGGUAAAAACCGGCGUCGCGGCAAGAACGAAAACGACGGCGAUAAACGUGAACUUGUUUUCCGAGAAGACGGUCAGGAAUAUGCUCAAGUGACGAAGAUGCUUGGAAACGGGCGUUUGGAGGCUCAGUGCUUUGAUGGAGAAAAGCGGUUGGCACAUAUAAGAGGGAAGAUGAGGAAAAAGGUUUGGAUAAAUCAGGGGGAUAUCAUACUUUUGUCCCUUCGAGACUUCCAAGACGACAAGGCGGAUGUCAUUGUAAAGUAUACCGCUGAUGAGGCGCGGAAUCUGAAAGCAUAUGGUGAACUUCCGGAGAACGCCAAGAUCAACGAAACUGAUACCUUUGGCGAAGAAGAGGGAGAAUGUACAUUCGAGUUUGGCGAUGAGGGCGAUGUCGAUAUUGAUGACAUCUAGAUUUCUUCUGCAUAUACUCUAUGUACAUGUUCACCCCCUUACACGCUGUAAUAGUCCGUACUUUUUUUACGAUCUUACAUAUUUAUCAUGACCGGCGUGCGGUGCAUGAGGCGCAAUCGAUUGAUUAUGGUCCGC
This is a messenger RNA of Marasmius oreades (fairy-ring Marasmius), 701 nucleotides long. It is a transcript of the gene EIF1AX, whose product is annotated as Eukaryotic translation initiation factor 1A, X-chromosomal, variant 2. Gene Ontology annotation, biological process: translational initiation. Gene Ontology annotation, molecular function: translation initiation factor activity; RNA binding. The transcript has 5 exons. Gene Ontology annotation, cellular component: cytoplasm. The record is from RefSeq and is a predicted model, not a curated record. Bases 255 to 566 code for a protein of 103 amino acids. NCBI's taxonomy places the organism in Eukaryota, Fungi, Basidiomycota, Agaricomycetes, Agaricales, Marasmiaceae.